Messenger RNA from Haemonchus placei, 231 nucleotides. The record is from the annotation of a GenBank genome assembly. Lineage: Eukaryota; Metazoa; Nematoda; Chromadorea; Rhabditida; Trichostrongylidae.
AUGAUUUCGGGAUACGCCGUUGGUGUAGGAUGUGCCGAUACAUGCUAUGGCGAAAAGAAGGUGUACUGCGCAUACGAAGGGUGCACAGCUAUGACUUACUUCGGCUUGAUCUAUGGAGCCGGAUCUGGUCCAUGUAUGGCCGAUAGUGACUGCACUACAUACCCCGGUUCCACAUGUAAUAUGGAAAAUGGACUGUGUGUUAAAAAACCGGACACUCCUCUCUGCCCAUGA